Messenger RNA from Vollenhovia emeryi, 667 nucleotides. RefSeq lists its product as uncharacterized. The transcript is spliced from 3 exons. The coding region runs from base 159 to 584 and encodes 141 amino acids. NCBI's taxonomy places the organism in Eukaryota, Metazoa, Arthropoda, Insecta, Hymenoptera, Formicidae. The record is from RefSeq and is a predicted model, not a curated record.
UCGCAGUACAUCGCCGACGAUGGCAAACAUCACGUCCUGUGUUUCACAUUUCAUAAUAUGCACCUUAAUUGGUACUGCACGUUUGAGGUCCUGUCGCUCGAAGGAAAGUCAGCACCAGCACAAGGGGAACAGGAAAUGAAAGCUCCGAAAGAACGGACAUGGAAGAACGAAUAAUGACGGACAGAAAAGAACAAAGAACCGAGCAAGAGAAAAGGAUAGAAGAAGGAAGGUACUGCACUAGGUACAAAGAACUGAGAACAGAACAUAUCCCGAAGUACCUACAAAAAAAAUAUAAAGGAAGAGACCAGAGAAUGAUCGCAAGGUAUAGAUGCGGAAACGAGGAAGAAGGAAGCAAGUACUGGAGAAAAGAAGAAGAAAGAGUAUGUAGAAUAUGUGGCGAGAAAAAGGAAACGUUAGAGCAUCUGAGGUCCGACUGCGUGGAGACUCUAAGGGAUGACAGAAAUAUCAAAGACAUCUUGAAAGAUACAGGAGAAGGAGCAGAUUGGAUGAGGAAAGUGAUCAAACUCAGGAAGGACCGAGGAAGCGAGCAAGGACCAAACGAAAUUGAUAGCAACGCUAUGUAACAUAGUUUUUUUUGUCAGUUUAAAGAAAUGUAGCACCCCCUUUCAAGGCCGAAAGGCAAAUGAAAUAAACAAAAUAUAUAUAA